Molecule: messenger RNA, 660 nt
Organism: Venustampulla echinocandica
Lineage: Eukaryota; Fungi; Ascomycota; Leotiomycetes; Helotiales; Pleuroascaceae
Exons: 3
Coding region: 1-660 (219 amino acids)
Biological process (GO): electron transport chain
Source: RefSeq, a predicted model, not a curated record
AUGUCGCUAUUACGGCCUUCAAUUGGCAGAGGACUGCUAAAAGCAGGAGCCUCGUCAUCGCGGCGGCCUCUCCCAGGGACUGUCCGGUUCGACACACACACUGCCCUUGGAACCCCCCUCACGACAUCUGAUAACACCCCGACAACCACCCGUGGCACCCAUCCGGUCACCGAUGCACAAGCAAACAUACCGAAGCAUGCCCUGCCUGAUUACUCUGCAGAGAUAGAUCAAGCUACAUCAUUCUUUACACCGGUUCCAAAGAGGGUUCUGAACGGCAGCGAGGAAGGCGAUGUUUUACCAGCUGCUGUGCUAUCAGGAGCACCAGUUGAGCUUGAAGCCAGAACCGUUCGUAUAUACCAACCAUCCAAGCCAGCAACCCAAUCAGGAGACUGGCAUACUAAAUACUGGCGCAUGGAUUGGGACAUAUUGUCAAAGGGUCACCGGUGGGAGAAUCCUCUGAUGGGUUGGCAAUCGUCUGGGGACUUCAUGCAAGGCACAAACAUUACCUUCAACUCAAAGGAGGACGCCAUUAGAUUUGCGGAGAAGCAAGGCUAUGAGUACUUUGUCCAGGAGCCAACCGAGCGGAAACGUACCCCGAAGGCUUAUGCAAACAACUUUUCAUGGUCUGCCAAGAAGUUGAAGAUGAUUCGCACGAAGUAG